AACAUCAGCGAAUGCAGUCCGUGUCGGUCUCUGCAGCGCCUCGCAACGUCCACGGGCGCCAUUCAUCGUUACCGUUACCGUUACCAAGCAGUAGCUAAGCAGUGCGUAUCGCCUAUCGCCUAUCGUCUCCUCCGGUUGACCCAAUGAAGAGUCGCGUCGUGUGAUUCCGCCAAUACAAUACGAUACGAUACGGUUUCGUUGCGAUUCGCGUGGGGAGUGGAGUGGAGUGCAGUGCAGAUUCUGCCGCUUGAAUAUUUCUUGGCGCGUCUUUCUGCAUUCGAUUUGAAUCUUGGUUGUUUUUUUUUUUAAUUUUUGUUUCCUGCUUUCAACAAGCCCGAGUAUCCAGCAAAUCAACGCCUGGCCCUAUGCUGCGUCUGCUCCUUGUGUGUGUACGAGUGUUUUAGUGUGUGAACUUCAGGUGUCGGUUGCGGUCGCCAUUGAUGAAUGGCAAACAAAUUGAAUGGCACUGGCCGGUAAAUAAUACGCGUCCGCUUUGAAAGCCCCCGCCCCGUUCCGAAAAAGCGCUCCCAGCAAACACAAACCAAACACCAAAACCCAAACCGAAAGCCGACCAGCCGAAAGCCGUUCCAGGGUGCAGAGGUGUGUGUAUUAUUCACUCGAUUUCAGCUCUUUAUGGCAUUAUCUUCGAUAAGAAAAAACGUCUAUAAGCCAUUGCGUUAAUUCGGUUAAGCACUUAAGGCGAGGUCCUGUCAGUACCCUGCCGUCCCGUUCCCUUCCGUUCCGUCCUGUUCGGAGGAACACAUGGACUGGUGGGGAGUCGUCCAGCCGGACGCUGGAGCAAUGCGUUAACGGCCACAGUCACUGGAGCAGGAGCCCUGGAACAGAAGCUGCUUCAGUUCCGGCGAGGAACAAACGAGGAUAAAUUGCUUGGCAAAAGCCACGUUCAUAGUUCAAUUGAAGGUGAAUCCGAGAAGAUCCAGAGCCCCGGUCAGGACCUUGUCCAUCAUGUCCAGCAGUCACUCCGGCACGAUUGGCCGUAAACGCGCCGGGAGCGGCAGCGCCAGUGCCAGUGCCGCCAGCAGCGAGUAUUUAUACGGCGGCGGCGACCAGAUGCGGCGCCAACGAUCGGCCGAGUGGCACAGCCAUCGGCACGGCCACGGCUACGGCAGCAGCAGCGAGGACGAGUACCAGAACACGGCACAGGCCACUUCGUUUGAUACACAGCUCCUGGCCCAGUUGCUCCUCCAGAGCCAGCAGUUGGCAAGCAUGGAACACUACAAUUCGGAUUGCGAGCCGGAAUAUCUACGGCAGCGAGACUGUCGAUUGGGCCAAGGAGGCAAUGGCCCCGGCGCCGGCUCCGUGGCGACAGCCUCCGCCUCCGGCCAGGAAGUGACCUACGCGCAGCCGCACCAACGAGGCGCGGCGGGCAGCGUGGUCUCGCCACUGAAGGUGGCCACCGUGUCGACCAGCAAAUAUCAAUCCAAUGCCAAUCUGGGCCUCUUUCCCAGCGGCAGUGCCACUGCCACAGCCACAGCCACUGCCACAGCCGUUGCCACACCGCGCAGUACAAACCCCUUCCUGAGCGCCAAAUUCACGGCGGACGAGGAGGCCACGGGCACGUUCUUGCUGCCCGCCUCGGCCUCCUCCUCGACGGCUGCCUCCAGCCACAGUCGGAGCCACCGGGGCAGCAGCGGAGCGGCGGCACGCAGCACCCUGAACCGCCUAAGUGGCAUGACCAGCUCCAGCAGCGGCACCUCGGCCCUGUCCGUCAAUCGCAGCGAUUCGCUGCGGCAGCGGCAUCCCAGCCACAGCCACAGCCAGGCACAGCAUCUGCACCCGAGCCAGCAGGCGGUGCGGCAGCAGCACUCUUUAGUGCAGCCGGAGGCGCGGAGCAUGAGUGGUGCCAGUGGUGCCAGUGGCGACGGCGAUGGAAAUGACGUGGGUGAGGGCGAGGGCGAGGGGGACUUUGACGAUUUUGCCGGAAGCAGCGGGGAGUCGGAACCACCGCCAGAGCCGGCGCCGCCGGAGAUACCGCCACGCACGCAGUCGCUGCUGAUGUCCUUGCGCAAGCACUCGGACUACAAGCUCAAAUACGAGGAAAAAGGGGACCAAAAGCACGAGGAAUUCAUCCCGACCAGCAAGCUCCAGAAGGAUUAUAUCAUCAGCGAUAACUUACGUUCAACGGAUCAGCAGUUGAAACCCCAGUCGCCGGUCGACACGCAGGGAUUGGGCGGCCACCCACAACAGAUGCCACAAAGUAUGUCAACUGGCAGCAACACAAUCGGCCAUGGCGGCAUCGAUCGCGGUGGCGUCGUCAUGCCCAUGGGCGCCGGCACAAUGCCCGUCGGUGUGGGCGGUGUGGGUCAAGUGGGCGGCGGCGUUGGCGUCGGCGGCGGCGGCGGUGGUCCCAAUACCAACGUCGGGCCACCGGGCAGCGGCAAUGGGGGACCCCAUUGCCAGAUAAGCGGCUCACAGCCGUUGGUCAUGCCCGGAUUCCCAUUGCGUAAUUCCCACUCAACGCAUGCACCGCAUUAUUCGCCAUAUUCGCCAUCCAGGUUUCACAUAGAUAAGCGCUGUCAGCACCGAUGUUCCUGGAAAUGCUUGAGCAUCGCCUUAAUAUUCGUAUCCGUCGUCCUAACCGCCAUGUUGGCAUACUUUGCAGCUGUCAGCUCGAUGAAGCCGAACAUGGACAGCACCAACUGCAUCCUAGUCCAGGACGUCAAGUCGCAGCCGCACGAUCUGCGCGGUGGGCCGGGGGGCAAGCCGAACGACAAGAGCGGAGGCGGGGCGACCGCCUAUCCCACGGAGGAAUCGAUACAGACCAGCACCUCGGACCACGGCAGCAACGGACACGGACUCAAUGGAGCGGCGGGUGGGGCCGGCGGUGGCGGCGUCGGAGGCGGGGCAACGGGCAUUCAGCAGCAGUUGCUGCUGCAGCAACAGCAGCCGCACUCGAUCAACCAGCCGCUGACGCCGAUGGACGCGACCAACACCCAGCUGCAGGACCACCAACUGACCUACGGAGGCGGCAUCGGCAACGGCAUGGGCAUGGGCCCGGGCUCCCUGAACGGCCAACAGCACAACAUGCUGCUGGCCCAAGCGGGCGGCGGCGGGAUGCACCACCACCAGGCGCUGCAGCCGCAGCUGGGAGGGGGCCAGUGGCCGCAGGUCGUGGAGCUGAAGGAGUUCAACGAGGUGUACCACGCCAAUAUACCGGCCUACCAGUUCUGGACCUUGGAGUUCCGGAACAAACAUCCGGCCUUCAUUCGGUUCAACUUCACGCUGCCGUGGGGCGCCCACUUUGCCGUCUACUCGCGCCGGAACGUGGCCCCGUCGGUCACCCAGCACGACUUUGUGGAGUUCAUCAAGGGCGGACGUCUGGACAGCCACCUGCGGCACCGUCGCAGCCCCCCGGGCAAUGCCUCCUCGAUCGCCGGCAAGGACUGGGACGCCGUGUACCUCGACGAGCAGCAGCAGCACCUCCAAGAGCGGUUCACGCCACGACCAAGCCCCCAGUUCAGCUACGAGGAGCAGGACCCCGAUCUGAUGGAUGACAGCAACGACGACCCCGACCCCGACUCCGACUCUGGCGAAUUCUUCGAUGUCGAAACGCCCCUGGACACGGCCAAGCAUCUCCAGCGACAGAUCCACUUCCAGCAGCAAAAUCCACAGUAUGCGCAGCACUCGCAUGAGGUCAAGAAGCGCUCUGCGGUGGAUGGCGGCGGCCUGCCGGCCCUCGACAUGGACGCGAUGACGGUGAACGUGUCGCUGCUGCAGUAUCUGGACACCGGGCUCUGGUUCAUCUCCGUCUACAACGACGAGCUGGUGGCCCACUCCGUGUCGCUGCUGGCCGAGGAGGCCGAGGGCGUCAGCACCACCUGCCCCAACGACUGUUCCGGUCGCGGAAGCUGCUACCUUGGGAAGUGCGACUGUAUCGAUGGCUACCAAGGCGUUGACUGUUCCAAGAGCGUUUGUCCGGUGCUGUGCUCGGCGCAUGGCCACUACGGCGGCGGCGUCUGCCACUGCGAGGACGGCUGGAAGGGGGCCGAGUGUGACAUUCCGGUGGGCGAGUGCGAAGUCCCCAACUGCUCCAGCCACGGACGUUGCAUCGAGGGCGAGUGCCACUGCGAGCGCGGCUGGAAGGGACCGUAUUGCGAUCAACACGACUGCCUUGAUCCGCUGUGCUCGGGGCACGGCACCUGUGUGGCCGGACAGUGCUACUGCAAGGCCGGGUGGCAGGGCGAGGACUGUGGCACGAUUGAUCAGCAGGUGUACCAGUGCCUGCCCGGCUGCUCGGAGCACGGAACCUACGACUUGGAGACGGGCCAGUGUGUGUGCGAGCGCCACUGGACGGGACCGGAUUGUUCGCAAGCUGUUUGCAGUCUGGACUGCGGGCGGAACGGGGUGUGCGAGUCCGGUAAGUGCCGCUGCAACACUGGAUGGACGGGCAACCUCUGCGAUCAGCUGCCCUGCGAUGCUCGAUGCUCGGAGCACGGCCAAUGCAAGAACGGGACCUGCGUCUGUUCCCAAGGAUGGAAUGGCAGGCACUGCACCCUGCCUGGCUGCGAGAACGGCUGCUCACGGCAUGGACAGUGCACCCUGGAGAACGGCGAGUACCGAUGCGACUGCAUUGAGGGAUGGGCUGGCAGCGACUGCUCGAUAGCCCUGGAACUUAACUGCAAGGACAACAUUGACAACGAUGGCGAUGGGAUGACCGACUGCUCGGACAGCGAGUGCUGUUCGCACCCGGCCUGCUCCGAGCACAUCAUGUGCCUCUCCUCGAACGAUCCCGUGGAGGUGCUGCUCCGCAAGCAGCCGCCCUCGGUGACGGCCUCCUUCUACCAGCGCGUCAAGUUCCUGAUCGAGGAGAACUCUGUGCAGUCGUACGCCCACAUGGAUGAGUACAGCGAAAAUCUCUUCUGGAGCUCGUUCACACCUUGUCGAGUGUCUGUGAUGCGAGGUCAGGUGAUCACUCCUCAGGGACUUGGCAUUGUCGGCAUUCGUGUCUCCGUAGAUCGGGACUCGCGCUUCGGGUUCACCCUCACCCGCCAAGGAGGCUGGUUUGAUGUUCUCGUGAAUGGCGGAGGAGCGGUCACCCUACAGUUCCAGCGAUCCCCGUUCCGCCCCCUGACGCGCACCGUCUUUGUGCCGUGGAACCGCAUCGUAGUCCUGCCGCCCGUCCAGAUGCAAUUGAGCGAUGACGACGAGACCACCAGCCGCAACAUCAAGGUGGCGCCACUGAAUCCAGCCUUGACGUUCCUCAACUCCAUCCACUACCACACGGCGGAUGAGGCCAAUGAUGCCAGCAAGGUGUGCAUGGACCACGACCACGAGAAGCUGCGACCGCAGCUGAUCAGCACUUGGAUGCCCAAUGGCGUGGGCGCCAUGCCCGGCAAGCGGGUUAUCUUUGCCGAGACCCAGAUUGUCCAGGAGUCCAUACAGAUACCCGGCUCGGACCUGCACCUCACCUACCAGUCGUCGCAGGCAUCGGGCUACCUGAGCAUCGUCCGCAUGCGACUGACCUCGGAGACGAUACCCACGACCCUGACCCAUGUGCACGUGGGCGUGGAGAUCGAGGGGGCGCUGCACGUGAAGACGUACGAGGCGGACCCCAACCUGAUCCACACGUUCGCGUGGAACAAGCGCAACGUGUACCGCCAAAAGGUGUACGGCGUGACGAUCGCCCGGAUAUCGGUGGGCUACCAGCACACCACCUGCCAGACGCCCGUCUGGAUUACCCAGACAGCCAAGCUACAGGGCUACGACGUGGACAUCUCGGACAUUGGCGGCUGGGGGCUGGACAUCCACCACCACUAUAACUUCCACGAGGGGAUCCUGCAGAAGGGCGACGGCAGUACGCUGCACAUGAAGGAGUACCCGCGCACCGUCAAGGUGGUGAUGGGCACCGGCCUGCAGCGGCCCCUCAACUGUCCAGACUACUGCAAUGGGGUGGCCAAGGACGCCAAGUUGCUGACUCCCAUCGCCCUGGCCACCGGCCCCGAUGGCAGCCUCUACGUGGGCGACUUCAACCUGGUGCGCCGCAUCACGCCCGACGGCAAGGUGUUCACCAUCCUCCAGCUGAGUGCCACCCAGGUCUCGUACCAGUACUACCUGGCCGUGUCGCCCGCCGACGGGCACCUGUACAUCUCCGACCCAGAGCGCCACCAGAUUCUGCGUCUGCUGCGCCUCGAGAAAGUCAAGGACCCGAGCAUCAACAGCGACCCGGUGGUGGGCAGCGGCCAGCGGUGCAUCCCCGGCGAUGAGGGCAACUGCGGCGACAGCGGACCCGCCCUAAUGGCGCGACUCUCCCACCCCAAGGGGUUGGCAAUUGCCGCGGACCGCACGAUGUAUAUCGCGGACGGCACUAACAUCCGGGCCGUCGACUCCAAGGGCAUCAUCCACACCCUGAUCGGCCAUCAUGGCCAUCACAACCACUGGAGCCCGGCGCCUUGCACCGGCACCCUGAUGGCCAACCAGGCGCAGCUCCAGUGGCCCACCGGCCUGGCCCUCAGCCCCCUGGACGGGUCGCUGCACUUCAUCGACGACCGCCUCGUGCUGCGCCUCACCUCGGACAUGAAGAUCCGCGUGGUGGCCGGCACCCCGCUGCACUGCAGCAACAACGGACAGGACAGCCGCGUUAACAAAACAGCCACCGACAACGUCCUAGGCACCGUGCUGGCCAUGGCCUUCUCGCCCUUUGGCGCUCUCUACAUAGCGGACAGCGACUCGCGACGCAUCAACUCCAUUCGAGUGGUGGACACGGCUGGAAACAUGAGAUACUUUGCCGGCAAGCAGGAGGGAACUGGCUCCCAGACCUGCGAGUGCGCCAUUGGCACGGGCAGCAACGGCAGCUCGGCCUCGGCCGGACUAGGCGGGGCCAGUGGUGGCGCCUACUCGACGACCGUGAACCCGACACGCAAUAAUGGCGGCACCACCCCGACGACCCCGGCGGGCGGAAACGGAAACAACGGCAGCGCUUCUGCCUCCACCUCGCUCCCCACGGGCAACGGCAGCUCCGCGGCCUGCAUCUGUCCUGGUGGCAUCGGCAUCGGCACGCUCUCAGGCUCUGGCUCUAGUUCCGGCUCCGGCGCGGGCACAGGCAACGGCGGCGGUACUCUGGCUAGCAUCGUCGGCGGCGGCAGUCUCAUGUCCACAGGACCCACCACUACCACCACCGUGCUCCUGGGGGCGAAGACCACGGCCUCGGGCAUCGGCAGCGGUGCGACCCUCAACGACGACGGAACCCUAAGCAACGCCGAGACCCUGCUCUCCUCGAACGCCCGCUUCCAGGCUAUCUCGGCCAUUGCCGUGGCCCAGGACGGCGUCAUCAAUGUGGCAGAUCAAGGAUCCUUGCAUGUCUUGGCCUUGGAGCAUUAUCUGCCUUCGCACGACGAAAACGGAGAGUUCCACAUUCCGUUCCCGCCGUCGAGCGAGAUCUACGUGUUCAAUAGGUACGGCCAGCAUGUGGCCACCAAGGACCUGACCUCGGGCAAGACGCGCUACAGCUUCCUGUACUCGAAGAACACCAGCUUUGGGCGCCUGUCGACGGUCACGGACGCGUCGGGCAACAAGAUCCAGUUCCUGCGCGACUACAGCAAUGUCGUGAGCUCCAUUGAGAACACACAGGACCACAAGUCGGAGAUCCAGAUCAACGGAAUCGGCAUCAUGACCAAGCUGAGCGAGAAGGGGCGCCAGGAGAUCGAGCUGGACUACGACAGCAACACGGGCCUGCUCAACUCGCGCUCCUCCGGCGGCGAGACGUACAUCUACCAGUACGACGAGUUCGGGCGCGUCACGGGCAUGAUCCUGCCCAGCGGCGAGAUCGUGCGCAUCACCUCCCAGCUGGCGGACAACAAAGGACUCACCAUCUACGUGCACGCCUCCGUGGAGUCGCUCUUCUCCCGCGAGCGCGUCGUCGGCGUCGAUGCCAACGAACUGCUCGUCCUCGGCGGCGUCCGAUCCACCUUCCUGAAACGCGGCCUGGCCCACGCCGAUGCGGAGCUGAAGGCCAACAACACCCUGGUCAUCCACGGGGCCAACGGAGUGGUGGUCGAGGCCUCUGCGGUGGCCCGGCACCCUCUGCUUGAGGCCGCACUGCCCGUGGAGGCGGAGAUGCUGGCCAUGUGGUCGCACCAGAGCGUCACCAUGGGCGACGGGCUCACCAACUCGAUGUAUUCGGUGUACAACCUGGUCGGCGAUGUCCGUAAUCCCCAGCAGACACUCAACCGCGAGAUCUGGGUCAACCAGUCGCGCGUAAUCGGAGUGGAGUUCGACCAGUUCACCAACCGUGAGACCUUCUACGACGGCCGACGCACCCCCAUCCUGAUCGUGGCCUACGACCAGUCGGGACUGCCCAAGUCCUACUACCCCACCAAUGGCUAUCCGGUGAACAUCACCUAUGACCGCUUCAACCGCGUCGAGGGCUGGGCCUGGGGCCCUGCGGAGCUCAAGUACAGCUACGACCGGCACGGCCUGCUCUCGGAGAUCACCUCGCAGCAGGACGGCAUCAUCUCUUUCGUGUACAACGACUGGAACCUCGUCUCCGAGAUCGGACUGGCCAGCCAGCGCAAGUUCGUGCUGCAGUACGACGACGCUGGAGGCCUCCGGCACGUGGUCCUGCCCUCGGGCACACGCCACAGCUUCAGCAUGCAGACCUCGAUCGGCUUCAUCCGCUGCACGUACACGCCGCCGGGCAGCACCCGAGCCUACCUCCAGCACUACAGCCACGCCGGAGCCCUGCUCCAGACCAUCCUUCCCGGGGACGGUGCCCGCAUCGUUUACCGUUACAAUGCGGCCGGCCAGCUCACGGAGGUGGUCCACGGGGACGGACGCAGCGAGUUUCAGUACAACGAGGCCAGCGGCAUGCCCAGCACGGUGUCGCACUCGGAACGGGAGCUGGAGUAUCGCUGGGACUUCGAGUACGCCGCCGGCCUCCUCACCGAGGAGCGCAUCGACUACGUGGCCAAGACGGGGCUGAGCAACGCCAAGUUCAGCUACGAGUACGACAGCCAGCUGCGGGUGGUGGCCCUGCAGGGCCGCAUCGGGGGCCAGAGUCUGCCGACGCAGGCCUUUGCCUACGACCCACGCACCGGCCAGCCCAGCCUCAUCGGGCAGUUCAAGUUCACGCGGCCCGCCCUCAACCAGACGCAGCUGCACGACGGCACGGCCAGCUUCACGCGGACCGUGGACGGACGCUUCCAGACACAGCGCAUGGCCCUGGCCAUACAUCGGCUGGAGGUGUUCCGCAUGGAGUUCUCGUACGGCGUGCACGGCCGCAUCUCGCAGACGCGAACCUACACCCGGAACAUGGCCGUAAACAGCUACACGAACGUGAAGAACUACACCUGGGACUGUGACGGGCAGCUGGUGGGCGUGGAGGCGCAGGAGCCGUGGGGCUUCCGGUACGACGACAACGGCAAUCUGCUCUCGCUCACCUACCGCGGCAACACGAUCCCGAUGGAGUACAACGCCCAGGACCGCAUCGUGAAGUUCGGAGAGGGCCAGUACAAGUACGACGCCCGCGGCCUGGUGGCCCAGAACGCGCGGGAGGAACGCUUCCACUACAACACGCAGGGCCUGCUGGUGCGCGCCUCGAAGCGGGGUCGCUUCGACGUCCGCUACUACUACGACCACCUGAAGCGGCUGACCACGCGCAAGGACAACUUCGGGAACGUGACCCAGUUCUUCUACACGAACCAGCAGCGACCCUACGAGGUCUCGCAGAUCUACUCGCCCCGCGACGGCAAGCUGAUGUCGCUCACCUACGACGACGUGGGGCACCUGAUCUACGCGCAGGUGUACCGCCACAAGUACUACGUGGCCACGGACCAGAGCGGCACGCCCCUGAUGCUCUUCAACCAGUACGGCGAGGGCAUCCGCGAGAUCAUGCGCUCGCCCUUCGGCCACAUCGUCUACGACUCGAACCCAUAUCUGUAUCUGCCGAUCGAUUUCUGCGGCGGCAUCCUGGACCAGGUGACCACCCUGGUGCACAUGGGCGACGGCCGGGUCUACGACCCGCUGAUUGGACAGUGGAUGUCGCCGGACUGGCAGCGCGUGGCCGAGCGCAUCAUCACGCCCACGCGACUCCACCUGUACCGGUUCAACGGCAACGACCCCAUCAACGUGGGCCACGAGCGCCACUACCCGCAGGACUUUGCCAGCUGGAUGCGAACCCUUGGGUACAAUGUGGGCAACCUGGUGCCGCAGCUGGCACGCGACCUCUGGCAGCCGCCGGCCCUCUGGGGACGUCCGCCCGCCAACCCCAUUGCCCUGAACAUGCGCCGACCCUUCGACAAUAUCCCCACCAUGGCCGUGGAGAGCGGCUUCCUCGCCCACCUCAAUGUGCGCCGGAUGUCCGACUUCGAGCAGCUCUCGGCCCCGCCGCGGUCCGCUCUCAAGUGCGACGUAAUGGACCCCUCGCCGCGCAUCAUCGGCUCCGACACGGAACCGCCCUUCGGCAAGGGCAUCGUCGUCUCCCGGACGGCGGACGGGCAGGCCAUCGUGUCCAGCGUACCGGCGGCCAAUGCGAUCUAUCGGGACGUGUACACGAGCGUGUUCAACCGCUCGAAGCUGCUGCCCUUCACCUUCGUGGUGCACAACGCCCAGCAGGACUCGUUCUUCUUCGUCAAGGAGGAUGCGUGGCGUGCCAGCGAGGACCGGCAACAGCUCAAGCGGCUGCAGGGGCAAGUGAACACCACCUUCCACGAGAUCACGCGCGAGGCUGCACCGGCCGGGACGUCUGGCUCCAGUGGCUCCGCUGGCUCCUCAUCGUCGGCGGUCUCCGCUGCCGGCACCUCGGGCGGCAACUAUCUAGACGUGAAGAUCCAUGGAGCGCACGCAAUCAUCAAUUUGCGGUACGGCACCACCGUCGCCAAGGAGCAGCAGCGCCUGAUGCACCACGCCAAGCUCACGGCCGUCCGCAAAGCCUGGCAUCGGGAGAAGGAGGCCCUGCGCAGCGGUCUGACCACCGCCCUAGAGUGGACCCAGCAGGAGAGCGACGAGAUCCUCAAGCAGAGCUAUGCCAACAACUACGAGGGUGAGUACAUCCACGACGUGGCCCUCUACCCGGAACUCGCCGAGGAUCCGUACAACAUCAAGUUCGUGAAGAAAAAGGGCGCCACCGGCGGCGCCGCCGGGGUGCCCAAUGCCCGGCGCAGACGCCGGCGCUCCCCGGACCGCGAUAUCGACGAGGAUGCGACGGCCGAGGAGGCCGUUGCCUGUUAGCUCUUGGACGAUGCCCCGAUCUCGGAGAUGCGAUUACCAUCCACCCAGCAGCUCUACUAAGAAGAAAGAGAGUGCCGUAACGGCUUACGGCGCAGGAAGCAUAAUUAUUUAUAUAUAUAUAUAGGACUAAAUGUAUGUUAUCGAACAGUUUUUUGAUGUCAAGGAACAUAUAUAUACGGAUUUUUUUUAUCGUUAGGAACUAGAGAGGUGCGACAAAAAAUGCAUAUAAGUAGGGACUCGGAUCCCAUGUAGAUGUCAUGGAUCUCAUGGCAGAUGCAUACAUAAUCCGAAGUAGAGGUAUACCCGUACUCGUCUAUGUGUGUGUGUCAUCGGCUAUAUCUAGACAGAUGCAGAUACAGAUAAUGAUACCGAUACCGAUACACUGAUACACCGAUAUCGAUAUCGAUACAGUUAUAGAUACUACCUAGAAGCAUACAUAGAUAUACAUACAUAUAUGCUAUAUAGCAUAGUGCAGUAGUCAUAUAAACAGCCCAGAAAAUCAACCUAAAACACAUACAUACAUAACCAUAUACAUAUGUACAUGCAUACUCAGAAACAAUAAGGCGUGGCAAGGGGCGUCAGAUGAUUGGGUAAUAGUAAAAGAGUAGAACAGUAGAAGAGUAGAUGGGAUACAGGGGAAUGCAGUAGGCAAGGAGGGAAUCUUUUUUUCGUGGUACUCGAGCUUUUUGAGACUGGCAUAGUUUUAAACGAAUCACAAAGCGCGCGGAUACGAACACACAGAAACAGACACUCGAACAGACAGACAGACGAAUAUCCGACGGAGUGGGCUCAGAAGGAUAGCCAGCACCAUCAGCCAUCGUAAAUGUAUAUAGAAAAUAUAUGGCAAUGGGAACGGAUAUGAUAUAUGAGAAGCGGAAUAGAAUUAGCCACAGAUGGAGCCCUGGCACGCCGUCUAGGCCACACCACAAGCCACACACAUAAACGACUACAUUUGGCGACACAAUUGGGGGCCCGUGGGAGAUUUUUGCUUAGCGAAAGCGUUCUCUCAUUUGCUUGGCACAGUGUCUCAGCUUCGGAACAAA
This is a messenger RNA of Drosophila pseudoobscura, 12227 nucleotides long. It is a transcript of the gene Ten-a, whose product is annotated as tenascin accessory. The coding region runs from base 967 to 11184 and encodes 3405 amino acids. The record is from RefSeq and is a predicted model, not a curated record. Gene Ontology annotation, biological process: motor neuron axon guidance. The transcript has 20 exons. Lineage: Eukaryota; Metazoa; Arthropoda; Insecta; Diptera; Drosophilidae.